AUGGCAGGUGGGAGGGAAGAGUUUCAUUUUGGUUAUAGAUUUGAAGGUGAAGCUAACAAAUCGGGUAGAGGACCUAGUGUCUGGGACACAUUUACCUAUGAGACUCCAGGCGCGUUGUGUGCGUUAUUUUUUACUACAGUCAAGACAUCUUAUGAUUAUACUUAUUGUUGUGCAAUCUUAGAGAGGAUAUUAGAUCACAGCAAUGGAGAUAUAGCAGUUGAUUUCUAUUAUCGCUUCCGAGAAGAUAUAAAAAAUGUGAAAGAUAUGGGUUUUGAUGCUUUGAGAUUCUCCAUUUCAUGGUCUAGAGUUAUACCUAUUUUAAAACCUUUUGUUAUGAUUUUUCAUUGGGAUACUCUUCAAGCCCAAGAGGACAAGUAUGGUGGCUUUUUAAGCCCUAAUAUUGUGAAUGACUAUCGUGAUUAUGCGAAUCUUCUUUUUGAAACAUUUGGUGAGCAAGUGCAAAAUUGGAUGGCUUUCAAUGAGCCAUGGGCUCUUAGUGAAGUUGCCUAUGAUGAUGGACUUAUUGCCCCUGGUCAAUGCUCACCAUGUGUGAAUCCUCAAUGUCCCGUUGAAAACUCAGCAAUUGAACCUUACAUAGUUGCACAUUAUAUACUUCUUGCUCAUGCUACAGCUUUCCAAGUAUAUCGAGAAAAGUACAAGGAAAGGCAAAGUGGCCAGAUCAGGAUAGCACUUGUUUCCCUUUGGUUUAAACCUCUCUCCAAUAGAAUAAUUUAUAUCAAAGCAUCCAAAAUAGCUAUUGAUUUCAUGUGGAUGGAUCCUCUAACUUAUGGUCGAGCUAGUGUAAGCCUUAUGCCUCUCUCUUUAUAUGAAAAGCUCAACAUGGGAGAUCUUAAGUCAACCCAUAUUUCUCUUCACUUAGCAGACAGAUCAAUUAAGUAUCCAGAAAGGAUCUUGGAGAAUGUCCCACUCAAGGUUGAAAAAUUCUACAUCCCAGUUGACUUUGUCAUUCUAGACAUGGAAGAGAAUUCUCAUAUGCCAAUCAUUUUGAAGAGGCCUUUCUUAGCUACAGCUUGUGCUUUGAUUAAUGUGAAAGGUGAAAAGCUUACUCUUAGAGUAGAAGAAGAUCAGUUAGUCUUUAACAUUGGCAAUGGCAAGAAGAAGCAACACGAAGAUGUAGACUCUUAUUUGAGAAUUGAUAUAUUUGAUGAGUUAGUGGACGAGCACUUUAGAAAGAGCUAUCUGAAGGCUCCUCUUGAAAAUUGUCUUGUCCAUGAAGAGAGUACCAAUGAUGAAAAACCAAAAGUGGCAGCAUUUGCAUAA
Molecule: messenger RNA, 1281 nt
Organism: Hevea brasiliensis (rubber tree)
Lineage: Eukaryota; Viridiplantae; Streptophyta; Magnoliopsida; Malpighiales; Euphorbiaceae
Product: beta-glucosidase 12-like
Exons: 7
Coding region: 1-1281 (426 amino acids)
Biological process (GO): carbohydrate metabolic process
Molecular function (GO): beta-glucosidase activity
Source: RefSeq, a predicted model, not a curated record